Molecule: messenger RNA, 1086 nt
Organism: Plenodomus lingam JN3
Lineage: Eukaryota; Fungi; Ascomycota; Dothideomycetes; Pleosporales; Leptosphaeriaceae
Source: RefSeq, a predicted model, not a curated record
AUGGCGCCAAACUCAAAACUCAACGCAAAAAGGAAAGCGGCAAGAGAGCCUUUGAAAGUGAAAUUGCCAAAGCCAAAAGAGGAGAAGCCGGUUGUUGCGUCACCAAUCCCUCUGGAACUGCAGCAACUUCUCUUGAACAUCUUUCGGAGCACAUUCGCGGAGCGAUUUGAGACAGAUAUCAACCCGCUACUACAGGAAGUAAAGGGACAUCUUUACAAUCGCGAUUUUGCGACUGCAUUUGGUAGUCAGAGAUAUCUGGAAGCCUAUGCGGCGAGAUGGAGUCCAAGUCGCGCGUUGGGAUACGCAGAAGUGUUCUGGGACAUCAAGGAGUAUUUGAGGCCUUCUGAUGAGGAUUCAGAGAAUGAAAACUCGGAUAAGAGUUGGAAGGUUGUUUGUCUUGGGGGUGGCGCUGGUGCGGAGAUCGUAGCGCUGGCGGGCGUUCAAAAGAUGUUAUCUGCUGCACGAGACGAAGUCAAAGCAUCAGGAGAACCGAAAAUCAACAUUACCGCAAUCGACGUUGCGGACUGGAGUACUGUCGUGAAGAAUUUAGCGGCGCAACUGGAAACCACGCCAACGCUUUCAAAAUACGCCUCUGCUAUUGCAAAGGCUGCGAAUGCCCCGCUCCUUGCCCCGGGGAGUCUCGAGGUCACAUUUGACAAACAUGACGUCCUUGCGCCAGAAUCAUCGGAUCUUUCUUCGUACCUCAAGAGUGCAAGUCUUGUGACACUGAUGUUCACCCUCAACGAAUUGUACACGGCAUCUUUACCGCUUAGCCAGAAGUUCCUCCUCGAUUUGACGGCAGCCAUGACACCGGGAAGUCUGCUUUUGGUUGUUGACAGUCCUGGUAGCUACUCAUUGCUUACUCUCAACGGCGCGGAGAAGCAGUAUCCUAUGCAGUGGCUACUAGAUCACACUCUACUCAAGCAAGCCAAUGGGAAUCAGAAAGUCAGAGGCGAAGAGGAGGUCCCAAGAUGGGAGAAGCUGCAAGAAGACGAGAGUAAAUGGUUCAGGAUGGACGAAGGAUUGAAAUAUCCCAUCGAGUUGGAGAAUAUGCGAAUGCAGUUACACUUGUAUCGGCGAAUCUGA